AUGACUGCUCCUGCGCCUGCGAGCCGCCUGGGACGCUUUUUCCUGCCCGUGACCGGACUUCUAUUCAUCGGCCCGGUGAUCGCAGGCGCAGCAGCAACCAACUACCUCGACAAGCGCUACUCGCCAACCCACACCACCGGCCUGUCCGCCACCGAGGCGCGCGCCCUGCGCCAGCGCGAGCAGAACGCCGCCUUGAUGUCUGCCUACGGCGACCGCGAAUCGCUCGAGGACGUGCAGCGAGCCAUGGAACUCUAUGAGGUGCAGUGA
Messenger RNA from Lasiodiplodia theobromae, 267 nucleotides. RefSeq names its product Set domain protein. The record is from RefSeq and is a predicted model, not a curated record. The transcript is spliced from 2 exons. Lineage: Eukaryota; Fungi; Ascomycota; Dothideomycetes; Botryosphaeriales; Botryosphaeriaceae. The coding region runs from base 1 to 267 and encodes 88 amino acids.